CACCAAUCAGCGCCCUCUGUGAGGCUACCGCCAGCCAAUGGCGUGCUGGAGAGAGCACACAUGAGAAUACUCUGCCGUCAGAAUGAAUAUGGCCGCCUCCAAGUGUGUCCGCCUGGACGGAGAGCUCUCCCGUCGCUUCUUGGCCUCGGUGGACACGGUGCUCUUCGACUGUGAUGGCGUCCUAUGGCGGGGGGACGAGGCGGUCCCGGGGGCCCCGGAGCUGGUGAACGGGCUGAAGCAGAGCGGGAAGCGGGUGUUUUACCUCACCAAUAACAGCACGAAGACCCGCGCCAUGUACGCCGACAAGCUGGGCCGCCUGGGCUUCUCCGCCGAGCCCGAGGAGGUGUUCGGGACCGCCUACUGCACGGCGAUCUACCUGCGGGACACGGCCCGGCUCCGGGGGAAGGUCUUCCUGAUCGGAGGGGGCGCUCUAAGCCAGGAGCUGGAGGCGGCCGGUAUUCCUCACCUGGGACAAGGAACGGACCCGGUCACCGGAGGGAUGAAGGACUGGGCGGCGCUCAGCCGGGACCCCGAAGUCAGGGCGGUGGUGGUCGGGUUCGAUGAGCAUUUCAGUUACAUGAAACUGACCCGAGCGCUCCAUUACCUGCAGGACCCCGAAUGUCUCUUCAUCGCCACCAACACCGACACCAGGCUGCCCCUGGAGGGGGGCCGGACCAUACCCGGAACUGGUUGCUUGGUACGGGCGGUGGAAACUGCUGCUCAUCGCAAAGCCCAGGUUAUCGGAAAACCCAACUCGUUCCUGUAUGACUGCGUGGUCAAAGAAUGUGGUCUGGAUCCCUCCAGGACUGUCAUGGUGGGAGAUCGCCUAGACACAGACAUUCAGAUGGGUUCUACGUGUGGCAUCCGCACACUCCUCACCCUCACAGGCUUUUCCAGUCUGGAAGACGCAAAGGCCUACCAAAACAGCGGCGCCCUCUCUCUGGUCCCUGACUUCUAUGUAGACUCGGUUGCUGAUCUGCUGCCAGCACUGACUGACAAUGCCAGUUGAAGUGAUUCCAGUGGAACUGGAUGCACAACAAUAACCAAAUUUGUUCUAAUUUAUGCAAAUAAUGUGGUUUCCGACCUGCACUGCCUAUACCACAACUGAAUCGUUAUCUGGAUUUGGACAAUACAAACACACAGGUUAUCCCGGUGACAGUUUUAAUAGUUUUAUGAAAAAGUUAUGGUUCAAUGCCAAGCUCUUGUACAAAUGAUGGGCUAGAGACAGAUAUAUAAUAUAUGAAUAACUAAACAUAAUUUAUUUUAUUACCUAAUAUAGUGGUUAUACAGAAACAGCUCUGUAAUAUAUUAAAUUAUUUUUCUUAUGUUGGGAAUAGCCUAUAGUCACAUGUGUACUAGAAUACAGUACCGGCAUUGUGUUUUUAUGUCCAUGCAAGAUUUGAAAAAGUAUGCAUUUUAAGUAACUGCAAAUUUUAAAGUUGUGUAUUUGACCACAGGACAAAUUUGUCUUAAAAUAUCCCAAAGUCUGU
Rana temporaria (common frog) is the source of this 1490-nucleotide messenger RNA. RefSeq names its product phosphoglycolate phosphatase (gene PGP). The transcript has 2 exons. The coding region runs from base 83 to 1009 and encodes 308 amino acids. Gene Ontology annotation, molecular function: sn-glycerol 3-phosphatase activity. Gene Ontology annotation, cellular component: cytoplasm. The record is from RefSeq and is a predicted model, not a curated record. Lineage: Eukaryota; Metazoa; Chordata; Amphibia; Anura; Ranidae.